Molecule: messenger RNA, 2181 nt
Organism: Bombus terrestris (buff-tailed bumblebee)
Lineage: Eukaryota; Metazoa; Arthropoda; Insecta; Hymenoptera; Apidae
Exons: 3
Molecular function (GO): nucleic acid binding
Source: RefSeq, a predicted model, not a curated record
UCGGGCGUAUUAAAUCGCCGAUACUUUAUACUUUUCCAACACAGAUUUUCCAACACGAACAAGAUAAACGAAAAGAUCACUAUGAAGGCGGUAAAGGAGCAACUGUUCGAAUGGGCUUGUAAGAAGUACGCGAUGAAUAGUCCGUUGGACAGACGUCUACUGCGAGAGAAGGCUCUGGAACUGGCAAGGAUAAGUGGCUCGAACGGAUUCAAGUGCUCGGACAGAUGGUUGACUACAUUUUUGAAAGAGUACGGCUUCUCUACCGAUUUGACAAGUCAGCCGGGACUGAUGUUCACCGAUUACCGCGACUGGAUCGAUCUGAUGAGAUCGACGAUAGUCAAGUACAGGCACGAGGAUUUGUUUCACGCGGACGAGCUGACCAUGUACUCGGACGUUCUGCCUUCGGGAAUCCCGUGCAACGGCGUCAAAGAUCCAAGGGAGACCGAUUCGUCGAGGAACCGAGUGACGGUUUUAAUGAGCUGUAAUUCUUCGGGAACGACGAAACUACCGCUCUUCGUCUGCGGACCGUAUGCGUCCAAGAUAACGGCGAAAGAGCACGUUUACAAUCACAGCGAGGAUUCUUGCAUCGGGAACCAGCUAUUCAGAAGUUGGCUGUCGAACGUGAACGAUCGUAUGAUCGAGUCUAAUCGAAAGAUCUUGCUGUUUCUACGACGAGGCAGAGCUCGCGCGCUGAAGGAUUUCGUAGCGAGCAACGUACGACUCGUUUACUUUCCCGAACAUUUCCCGGCAUUUUUACGACCGUUACGGAGGGACGUUUUCCAUUACGUUAAAAUGGUAUUUAGGCAAAGGUACGCAGAGCGAUUAAAGCGAUAUACCAUGAAAUGGAAUCUUGACGACAUCCUGGCGUCGCUGAUCGAAGCUUGGGAGUCAAUACCGCGGGAACUGAUAGUAUUCAGCUUUCAAAGGACCCACUUUAGGACCGACGACUGUUUUCUUCGGAUCGAUUGCGAUUGCUGGGACAGCUUGAAAGUCGGUAUCUCGUUCAAAAAAUUCGUGACGUUCGACGACGGUCUCUCGAGCGAACCGACGACGUACGAAAAAAACCAUCGAUGUCGUUGUUACGAGCUUUCCAACCGCAAAAACGUUAAACAGACCGACAACGAUACCGUCGAUUCUGCGUUGAAAAACAUGCCGCAAGGUAUCUCGGAAGCGACGGUUCCAAAACUACCGAACGAAUCCGAUCGGAAUCUUCGAGCGACGCCUCUAAACGUAAAGAACCGUACAUGUAGAAAAUACGAUUGUUCUAUGGCAACGAGUCGCGUCAACGAUAACGCGAGCAUAGCGACGAUAACGUAUAACACGAUAAAGGAAAAUCUAGUGGAAGCGAGCAGCGGGCGUAGAAAGUCGCGAAAGAGAAUUUACAGCGAGACACAAUUUUCUACGAAGGAAUGGAAUGGCACUCGAUGUGCACCCGAGCAGAGGAAUAUUAAAAAUACCUUUGUAUCGAAAUACCCGAAUGUUAUCCGUUCGAGUUCGUUCGGAGAUGGGACGUUUCAAACAGAGGCGAACGAGAUACGAGAGUCUCUCCAACCGGUCGUAGACAAAGCUUCGACUCUAUCGUCCAUUUCAACCACCGAAUCUAACUCUACCAACGAUCUAAUCGGUAAUAUCAAUGCGACUGAACGUGAAACAAUUAGGAUCUCUGAACGUUACGUGAUAAGAAACAAUCUGACGCGAUUUGGACGCUUAAACAACGAACAAGGUGACGCAAAGUCCAAGUGUAGAAAUCGAGGAAUCGUACGAUCUAGCAUUUUGGACAAAUUUAAUCAACCGUCUACCUCUACGAACAAUUGUAACGUUACAUCUGAAAUGAUUGGCCAAGAUACGGCUCAACUACGCAUGGAAAAUCGUAGCAGGAGUCAAAGUUCGAACGUAGUCGCAAACAACGAGAGCAGCUUGCCUUCCGUUCAUCAGAAAAUCUUGAAUUUUACGAAGCAGAAACGACGAAACUCUCUUUCCGACAAUUCCGAGGACGAUUCUGAGACGAGCGAACCAAGGGAAAAGAAAUUGAAAACGAAUCAUAAUUGGUCUAAACAGUUCGAAACCUCUUUCGUUUUCGGUUCUUCGGAUACGGAUUAUUCUUUCGGUGCUCAGCGUAAUAAAAAUAUCGUGGAAUCAGGUAUUUUUAACAUAAGUCCGUUUAUUUCUCCGAGGGGUUAA